AUGGCGCCUAAAAAGAAGAAUGUCAAAAAGAACAAAGGCGAUAUCAAUGAGAUGACUAUAAUUGUGGAGGAUGGCCCCCUAAGUAAACUAAAUGGCUUGAAUGGCUUCUUAGACGGAGGGAAUGGCUUCAGCUGCAUCUCAGCUGAGGUUUCUGAUUCUUCUUAUAGCCCAAAUCUCUUGGAAGGGCUAAGCAGAAUGAGGCAGGAAAAUUUUCUUUGUGACUUGAUUAUUGGUACCAAAACCAAAUCCUUCAAUGUUCACAAGGUGGUGAUGGCUUCAUGCAGCGACUACUUUCAUAACAUCUUAAAGAAAGAUCCAUCUACUCAAAGAGUGGAUCUCAAUGAUGUAUCCCCAUUGGGCCUAGCCACUGUUAUCACCUAUGCUUACACUGGAAAGCUAACUCUUUCACUCUACACAAUAGGUAGUAUCAUUUCCACAGCAGUCUAUCUUCAGAUUCACACCCUUGUAAAGAUGUGCUCUGAUUUUUUGAUGCAAGAAAUCAAUGUGGAGAACUGCAUGUAUAUUGCCAAUAUUGCAGAGACAUAUGGACUAAAAAACACCAAGGAAGCAGCACAGAAAUUUAUUAGAGACAACUUCAUGGAGUUUUCAGAAACAGAUCAGUUCUUAAAACUUACUUUUGAUCAAAUCAAUGAACUCCUUGCAGAUGACGACUUGCAGUUGCCUUCUGAAAUUGCUGCAUUCCAGAUAGCAAUAAAAUGGCUAGAAUUUGACCAAAAAAGAGCAAAGUAUGCUGCAGAUCUCUUGGGCAACAUUCGUUUUGGUACAAUCUCUGCUCAAGACUUGGUCAAUUAUGUUCAAACUGUACCAAGAAUGAUGCAAGACACAGACUGCCAUCGACUUCUAGUGGAUGCCAUGAACUACCAUUUGCUUCCAUAUAAUCAAAAUACACUGCAGUCUAGAAGAACAAGGAUUCGUGGAGGUUUCAGAGUCCUAGUUACUGUUGGGGGACGCCCUGCAUUAACAGAAAAGUCCCUUAGCAGAGACAUCUUAUACAGAGAUCCUGAUAAUGGAUGGAAGAAACUUACUGAAAUGCCUGCUAAAAGUUUUAAUCAGUGUGUGACUGUGAUGGAUGGAUUUCUCUAUGUGGCUGGUGGUGAAGACCAGAAUGAUGCCAGGAACCAGGCCAAGCAUGCUGUCAGCAAUUUCUGCAGAUAUGAUCCUCGUUUCAACACAUGGAUUCACCUGGCCAACAUGAAUCAGAAGCGCACCCAUUUUAGCCUGAAUGUAUUCAAUGGCCUCCUUUUUGCAGUGGGUGGUCGCAACUCUGAAGGGUGUCUAUCCUCAGUUGAAUGCUAUGUGCCUGCAGUUAACCAGUGGCAAAUGAAGGCACCACUGGAGGUAGCAAGGUGCUGUCAUGCCAGUGCAGUCAUAGAUGGUAGAAUCCUGGUCACAGGAGGUUACAUAAAUAAUGCUUACUCCCGCUCUGUGUGUAUGUAUGACCCCAGCAAUGAUAGCUGGCAGGAUAAGUCCACCCUUAGCACUCCAAGAGGAUGGCACUGUGCUGUUUCCCUUGGGGAGAGGGUCUAUAUCAUGGGUGGGUCUCAACUGGGGGGUCGGGGUGAAAGGAUUGAUGUCCUCCCUGUUGAGUGCUACAAUCCUUAUGCUGGCCAGUGGAGCUAUGCUGCUCCCCUGCCAACUGGAGUGAGCACUGCAGGUGCUUCCACUCUUAAUGGGAAAAUUUACUUGGUGGGUGGCUGGAAUGAAAUAGAAAAGAAAUAUAAGAAGUGCAUUCAGUGCUAUAAUCCGGAUCUUAAUGAAUGGACUGAGGAAGAUGAGUUGCCUGAAGCCACAGUAGGAGUAUCUUGUUGUACCAUUGCCAUGCCCAAUAACAAAACCAGGGAAUCUAGGGCUAGCUCAGUAUCUUCUGUGCCAGUCAGUAUUUAA
Emys orbicularis (European pond turtle) is the source of this 1905-nucleotide messenger RNA. It is a transcript of the gene KLHL31, whose product is annotated as kelch like family member 31. Gene Ontology annotation, cellular component: cytoplasm; nucleus. NCBI's taxonomy places the organism in Eukaryota, Metazoa, Chordata, Testudines, Emydidae. The transcript has 2 exons. Bases 1 to 1905 code for a protein of 634 amino acids. Gene Ontology annotation, molecular function: protein binding. Gene Ontology annotation, biological process: negative regulation of protein phosphorylation; negative regulation of JNK cascade. The record is from RefSeq and is a predicted model, not a curated record.